This is a messenger RNA of Pseudocercospora fijiensis CIRAD86, 1703 nucleotides long. RefSeq lists its product as uncharacterized. Bases 1 to 1623 code for a protein of 540 amino acids. NCBI's taxonomy places the organism in Eukaryota, Fungi, Ascomycota, Dothideomycetes, Mycosphaerellales, Mycosphaerellaceae. The transcript has a single exon. Gene Ontology annotation, molecular function: manganese ion binding; metalloaminopeptidase activity. The record is from RefSeq and is a predicted model, not a curated record.
AUGCUGAUCGACAACAUGCUGAACAUCUCCCUCCAAGGCCAAGGCUUUGACAAGUAUCCCGCCAAGUCUCAUGCCAGGCGUGUGGCCGAGAGAUUGCACGCCAAAGAUGGCCUCAUUGUGCUUGCUGCCACCAAGGCGGCCAACUGGCCCAACUCUGAUAUGCCGGCCCCCUUCCGCCAGGACAGAUACUUCUACUACAUGACCGGCUGCAACGAGCCGGAUUGUCUAGUCUCUUAUCAUAUCAAGACCGACAUCCUAGCACUAUGGCUUCCCCCAAUUGACAAAGCCCGAGUCGUGUGGUACGGUCGCGGGUCGACAACUGAAGAGGCAUUGGAGAAAUACGAUAUUGACGAAGCCCAUUAUAUUGAAGCAAGUAAAGCACCGUCCAGCGACUUGUGGACGGACUUCUGGCGAACCGUGGCGAACUCAGCACUGGCUCGCGUCAGAGAGUGGCAUCAAAUUUGGAACCAGGAACUCUCUCCAACGUGUCGAAAUGUUGUUCAGAAGCAUGCCCUGUAUACAACACGCGUCCCAUCACCCGAUGCCCUAUACCACGCAAUAGAUGCUUGUCGCGUCAUCAAGGACGAGCAUGAGAUUGAUCUGAUACGCCGCGCAAACGUCAUUACCGCGGAAGCCCACAUCAGUGUAAUGAAAAGUAUACAUUCAUUCACGAGCGAAGCUGAGGUCGACGCUGCAUAUAUGCAAGUCUGCAUUGCACGGAAGGCCAAGGAACAGGCGUACGACGUGAUCGCUGGCUCCGGUCCAAAUGCAGCUGAACUUCACUACUCGGACAACGUUGCCGACUUUGGAGACGGUCAGACUGUGGUAUUGGAUGCAGGCUGCGAAGUCGAUAGAUACGCUUCGGACGUGACUAGAACACUGCCGAUCAAUGCCAAGUCACCAGGCUGUUGGCCAUCGACGGAGGCUGCGCAAAUCUAUGCACUAGUUGAGAAGAUCCAGGAAUCUUGCAUAGGUCGCAUGAUGCCAGGCAAUCAAUUUAUAGAAAACUACUGGCAUGCGCACGAGAUGGUCGUGGAAGGGCUUCUGGAGCUUGGCAUCUUCACAGGAGGAACUGUGGAGGAGAUCUUCAAAGCUGGUACCUCACGAGCUUUCCUACCCCAUGGACUCGGACAUCAUGUUGGUCUGGAGGUACAUGAUGUUUCGCCGGUUCCACACCCGCCUUUUGUCACAUUCAAUUCCUCGAGCGGGCCCACGCGAAGGCGGACCGAGCUUGUGAUGCAGGAGAAAUUCGCAGAGUGGAAGCCCGAAUGGUCUGAAAGCAGGCUGAGCUCCAAUUGGCUUGCGCCUAUCACGCAGAGCCAGAAUUCUCGACAUAGCAUGCCAUACCUGGAGGCGGCAGGGCUGGAGCCUGGUAUGGUAGUCACCGUGGAACCUGGGAUAUACUUCAAUCGAUAUUUGCUGGACAAUUUCUUCCUGAACAAGAAGGAACAUCAGAGAUACAUUAACAAAGAUGUGCUCGAUCAAUACAUGCAAGUCGGUGGCGUACGCAUUGAAGAUGACAUUCUGAUCACGAGGGACGGCUACGAGAAUUUGACGACGGCACCGAAAGGGAAGCGCAUGCUGGAUUUAAUUCGAAAAAGCGCCGAGGGACCAAGGGCUUGAACUUCCUUUCACCACGAUCGCUCCGAGGCUGGUAAAGCUGCAGUCUGCAGUCACCCGCGACGACGGAGUCAACAAUCUUC